Messenger RNA from Phytomonas sp. Hart1, 2400 nucleotides. Lineage: Eukaryota; Euglenozoa; Kinetoplastea; Trypanosomatida; Trypanosomatidae. The record is from the annotation of a GenBank genome assembly.
AUGUCCGAAGCCGUACAGCAAAUUGAUCACAAAUUUCUGGACCGGCAGAGCCGCACCAUCGGCACUUAUGGCCUUGAAACCAUGGCAAAGCUUAUCUCCUUCAAGGUGCUCAUUCUCGGCUGUGGCACCGUGGGCAUUGAAAUUGCCAAAAAUUUGUCAUUAGCUGGUGUGCAUACAAUCCAUUUGUACGACCCUCGGAAGGUGACCCGGGCACAUAUGGGCGUGAACUUCGCCGUAGGGGAGCACACCAUCAAAGCGAAUAAAACGCUUGCGGAGGCGUCAUGUGCAUACAUCGCGGAACUUAAUCCCAACACGCGUGUGCGGGUCGAGACCGUGUUAAAUGAGGCUGUUGUAGCGCAGAACACGGCUCUCAUCAUCACCUCGGACGCCCCUGACCUCUCCGCGGGGACACUGAUUCAUUGGGAUUUUUUCUGCCGGAACCACCGACCGGUGAUUUCUUUUAUGUUGGCCUUGCAAACCGCGGCAGUAGGCUCGAUCUUUGUCGACCACGGCCCAUCUUUUGUCGUCAACGAUGUUGACGGCCGGCCGACGCUGCAAAAGUCAAUUUUGGAGAUAACUACGCUGACAGACAAGGCGGGGGAUCGCUAUAGCCGCAUUCGAUUCGAAACUCCGGAAGGGCAGACCCCGGGUGCGCUGCGGGACUACACUCGGAUCAAACUCACGGAUGUGGUCGGCCUCACCAAACCAAACGGCGAGAGUGUGAACAACCGGGAGUUUGACGGGGUGGUGUGUUUGAACGAUUCACGGAACACCGUGCGGGUGUACCCGUCCUUUGAUGAUUUGGCGUACAGCGCGUACAAAACGGGUGGCUUCCUUCACGAGGUGAAGGAGACCAUCCCGCUGACGUUCCGCUCACUCCAAGAGUGCCUCCCCGCCCCUGGCGACUUUGUGCAAGUCAGUCCGAUGAUGGACAAUGCCGAGGAAUCCCAAAUGCAUCUUUUCAUUAACGCGCUCUUGCGCUUUGCUGAUACGCACAACGGACGUUUUCCCGCCCUGCACAAUCGGGCGGAUGCGGAGGAAGUCGUCGCGUUGGCCCGGACCAUUCUCCGUGAAAACACGGCGAUGCCUAGGCCCAAAGUGCAGGAGUCGUCUGCUCCCAUCGCGCCACCAAAAUCUGAGUUUCCGUUUAAGAAGCCGCUCCCCCUGACACCGGUACCUCUUGUUAUGAAUCGAAUAAAUGAGGAUUCCAUUAAAAAAGAAGCACUUAUCGCGGGUGUCGAGCUCCAGCCCCUUGCAUCCUUUAUCGGCGCCGUCGUGGCGCAGGAGGUUGUCAAGAUCACGGGCAAGUACACCCCCAUUCACCAAUGGUUCCACCUCUCAAUGGAGUCUGUCCUUCCUGACUCCCCAAACUAUGCCAGCGCCGAGUUUCGCGCCCCGGACAGUCGCUAUGCGAACUUGAUCGCGAUUUUUGGAAAGUCCUUCCACGACAAACUAGCGAAUUUGAGGAUCUUCCAGGUGGGCUGUGGGGCGUUGGGGUGUGAGAACCUCAAGAACUUCGCGCUCAGCGGCAUUGCCUGCGGCAAGGGCGGCUCGCUCAUCGUCACUGACAACGACCGCAUUGAGGUCUCCAACCUCAGCCGACAAUUUCUCUUUCGGGAGGAAAACGUCGGGCAGUCUAAAUCCGCCGCAGCCGGGGCCCGAAUGCGGGAAAUCAACCCGAGUGCCCCGAUCGACAGCCGCCAGGAUUUUAUCGGUCCCUCCACCGAGCAUCUCUACACGGAAGCUUUUUGGCAGGGGUUGGAUGUGGUGGUGAACGCCCUCGAUAAUAUGGAGGCGCGCCUAUACGUAGAUCAGCAGUGUGUGAACUUCCAUAAGGUGCUGGUCGAGUCGGGGACGAUGGGGACGGGGGGAAAUGUGGAUAUCAUCGUCCCGGGGAAGACGACAUCCUACGCGGACGGCGGCACCGCUGAUCAAACGGGCGGCAUUCCCAUGUGCACGCUUCGUAAUUUUCCUUAUAUCUACGACCACUGUAUUGAGUGGGCGCGCGCCCAGCUUGACGAUCUUUUUGUAUCGCCAAUAAACGCUGCACGGCAGAUAAUGGAGGAACCCGAGGCCUUCAUUGCGCGUAUUAAGGAAGAGGUCGAGGCGGCCAAAAGCGGCGGUGAAAGGCUUAGUCUAGUUGAAAAGCACCUCGGCUCACUAAAAGGUCUCAAGCAGACCCUCGAAAUUAUCGCUCAGGGUCCCAGUAUGUCGACCUGCGUUCAAAUGGCCCUUGAUACCAUGUUAAAACUCUUCCGCGACCGUAUUUACGACCUGCAAACAUCCUUUCCGAAAGACUCCAAAAAAAAAAUGGCGAGCCCUUCUGGUCCGGGCAUCGCCGAUACCCCAAAGCCCUCGAGGUCGACCUCCACGAUAUUCCAAACCACCCCGAUGUGGUGA